AUGGGUCUAUGUGCGUGUGUGUGUGUGUGUGAGUGUGUGUCUCUCCAGGCCUGUUUGAGAGAGGCCUGCAGCUUGUUUCCCCCGUGGAUGCCACACACGAAAGGGAGGCCACCGCCUGGGACUAGGGCGACGGAGUGCCACCAGUGGGGCAUAAUCCAGUUAGCUGAGCCCAGGUUGACCGGGGAGCCUCAGGCCAGAGGAUUCCCCUGAGACCCGACUAAGGCCCAGCCAGUGGUGACCUCCUCUACAUAAUAUAAUACUGCCCGACCGACCGACAGACAGACUGAGUGAGUGAGUGAGUGAGUGAGUGACUGGCAUUGACAUUGGCAUUGGCGGGUCCGCAUGAUGCUGCAUGCAGGCAUGCCCCACACGUAUUGAACGGAGCAACAUCACAUGGAUCGGAUUGACCUCUUUCAUCAUCAUCAUCAUCAUCGCCAUAACCAUCAUCCCAGACCCGGAUUGUCAAUCUCGAGGAUCCAUAUUCUCAGUUUUCUACGGGGAUUGAGAACCCGGGCGAUGUAAUCUCGCCCAAUAUAAUCGAAUGUGCGGUGGUGGUGGCGGCUCAUCUGUGUUUUUAUUUGAUAAGCGACUUGAGGUGUGAGGAGUGACUCGAUUGAGCCGAAUCCCACUUACUCACUUACUCGGACUCAUCGGGAAUUCAUGGCUGGCCUGCCUGCCUCCCUCCUGGCGAAAAUGAGAGAUCCGUGAUGGUAAUGCCAGCCUCAUGGUGAGUCAUGUGUAGGAAGUUUCGGUGACGAACAGCGAUUACUCGUUCAACUUCGGAACCGCGACAUGUUUCAAAGUUGAAAGUCGUUCGUGACCUUUGAGUGGAGCGAGCCAGGGACACACCGCAUCAUCGCUUCGGGGACGCACCUGGGAGCUGUCACCAUGUCGGUGGAAAAACCGCGAUUUCUCAAAUUCCGCCAUGAGGUGCCGGCCCAUUUGCGAUUCAACAAGUACGUGCUGUACUACUACCGACCCAUCACGGAUUGGUGGGGUUGUCUGGCCUCGUUGCUCUACAUUCAUAAUGAAACCGUUAACAUUCUCACUCAUGCCUUACCUCCAUUUAUCAUCUUCUACUACCUACCGACCAUGUUGCCCUGGGAUCAACUGGACACAAUCCCAAUCCUACCCUACUUGCACGUGAUUAGCUGCUUAUCGCCGUGGAUCGGUUCCACAUUGUAUCACCUCUUCAUGAGCCAUAACAGCGGAUUGACGACCUAUAAACAGCUUUUGGCCAUGGAUAUGUUCGGCAUUUGGGUGGCUCAGAAUUGCGGGACACUUCCAUGCGUGACGGCUGCCACAUAUUGCUUUCCCCCGGCUUGGCGGUACUUUACACUAAUGACAUUUGUCAUCGGCUCGUUCUUUUCAUGCUACAAGGCCGUCACGGCGAAAUCCCCAUGGCAAAGGCGAUUCAGUUUUCUGUUUCCGUUUCUGUUCCGUCUCAUCAUUGUUAUUUUACGUGUAUCAAAAAUAGCUAGGGGAUCACCUAAGGCCAUGCCCCAUCUUUUGCUACAGGAUGUAGUGGCGGUGGUGGGCGGAGCAUUAGGGGCGUGGAAUAUUCCUGAGCGUUGGUAUCCGGGACAGUUCGAUUUGUGUUUGAAUUCCCACAAUAUUAUGCACGUCCUAGUUGUGUAUGCGGCCUACGAGAUGCAUCAAGCGGUCAGUUACGACCUGUUGUGGAUUAGUGCUUUGAACCACGGAACACAGCAUUGUUGAAAAGCUAAUAGGGGAAUUACCCCCACAUCGAUAGAUGGAUGGAAUGAAUGUCCCGGUUUAGCUGUGAUAGAAAUCCGAUGCUGAUGCAAUGAGUCCUCGUGAGCACCAAUAAAACAUGAUAUCUUC
Messenger RNA from Tigriopus californicus, 1845 nucleotides. RefSeq names its product progestin and adipoQ receptor family member 4-like. The transcript has 5 exons. Gene Ontology annotation, molecular function: signaling receptor activity. The record is from RefSeq and is a predicted model, not a curated record. Lineage: Eukaryota; Metazoa; Arthropoda; Copepoda; Harpacticoida; Harpacticidae. Gene Ontology annotation, cellular component: membrane. The coding region runs from base 889 to 1719 and encodes 276 amino acids.